GACGAUAUACUCGAAGAGACGGGACGUUUGCAUCGGAAAGUGGCCGACAAUUAUACCGCUGCCGAUACGGACGCGAUUCGGUGUCUCCGUAAUGGCCAUCAGUUGGCCGUAACGGCGGUUGUCGUGACUUCCGAUGAGAAGUACGUGUUUUCGGUGUCAAAAGACUGUUCAAUAGUGAAGUGGGAGUUCGAGUCGGGCCGACGGUUGCGGACAAUACCGGGUCUGAAGUCGAAGAAAGCGAAAUCAAAGUCGAAAACAAAGACACCGAACGGUACGGCAAAGACAGGCAAACAGCAGCCAGAGGUCGGCCACUCGGCGCACAUCUUAGCGCUGGCCAUAUCGAGUGACGACAAAUUUUUGGCCACCGGUUGCGUGAAUAAGAUAAUCAAUAUCUGGGCGCCGGAGUCGAUGACACUGUUGAAGACAUUCCGCGGCCAUCGCGGCGCUGUCUCCGGACUCGCCUUUCGCAAGGGUUUCCAUCAGCUCUUCUCGGCCUCAUUCGACCGGUCGGUGAAAGUGUGGAAUUUGGACGAAAUGUCUUACGUGGAGACACUGUUCGGCCACUCGGAUCAGAUCCAAGCGAUCGACAGCUAUAUGCGCGACCGUGCGAUCACUGUCGGCGCCCGCGACGCCUCCGCCCGCAUUUGGAAGAUACCCGAAGAGUCGCAACUGGUUUUCCACGGCUCCCAACACUCGAUCGAUUGCGUCAAACUCUUGGACGAACAGCAUUUCAUUACCGCCGAUGACAACGGUAGUUCAAUAAGUCUGUGGGGAGUACUGAAGAAGAAGCCGUUGUCCACGUAUGCCGUGGCCCACGGCGUGGGCUCUUCGGCGCCCAAUUGGGUGACAGCGUUGGCGGUGAUGAGGAAUACAGAUCUAAUCGCUUCCGGAUCAUCCGAUGGUUUGAUACGUCUGUGGAAGUGUUCGCAAGAUUUUCGCAAAUUAGAGCCAAUCGUAAACAUUCCUGUCGUGGGAUUUGUAAAUAGUCUAGAGUUCACCCCAAACGGCAAGUGCUUAGUGGUAGGCGUGGGUAAAGAGCACCGUUUGGGCCGUUGGUUCACCAUAAAGGAGGCCAAGAAUAAUGUUUUAAUUAUACCGCUUAUAAUUAAAUGAAUUAAAUCUUAUUAUAAUUACUAUUAAAUCUAAUAUUAA
Medioppia subpectinata is the source of this 1152-nucleotide messenger RNA. The record is from the annotation of a GenBank genome assembly. NCBI's taxonomy places the organism in Eukaryota, Metazoa, Arthropoda, Arachnida, Sarcoptiformes, Oppiidae.